Gastrolobium bilobum is the source of this 996-nucleotide messenger RNA. RefSeq names its product LOB domain-containing protein 38-like. Lineage: Eukaryota; Viridiplantae; Streptophyta; Magnoliopsida; Fabales; Fabaceae. The record is from RefSeq and is a predicted model, not a curated record. The transcript has 2 exons. Gene Ontology annotation, biological process: regulation of gene expression. Bases 29 to 805 code for a protein of 258 amino acids.
CCACACACUCUUUUAUUACCAUUAUUAUAUGCCUAACUCACUUUCCUUCCUCCAUAUAAAUCUUGCAUACACAUUGUUUCUGGUUGAUUCAUCUAAAUUAAGAUUUUUUGUGGGGAAGUGUGAGUUCAAAUAUUUAUUAAGGUGUGUUGGAUCAAUUAAAGAAGAAGAAAAAAGGAUGAGUUGCAACGGUUGUCGUGUCCUCCGAAAGGGUUGCAGCGACGACUGCAUGCUACGACAUUGCUUACUAUGGAUAGAGAACCCACAAGCACAGGCAUACGCCACCAUCUUCGUCGCCAAGUUCUACGGCCGUGCCACCCUCAUGUCUUUCCUUUCCUCCGUACCCACCAACCAAAGAUCUGCUUUGUUUCAGUCACUUCUAUAUGAAGCUGUGGGGCGUACUAUUAAUCCAGUGAAUGGAGCUGUGGGUCUGCUGUGGACUGGGAACUGGCACCUUUGCCAAUUGGGGGUCCAGAAAGUGCUACGAGGUGGUGGCGCGUUGACACCUCUGCCUCAGUUUUUGGGUGUAGAUAACAGUGAUGAGGGGUUUGAAUCCUUUGUGGAUGGUUCUAGUGAUCAGCAAGUAAUGGUACAGAGUAAGGUUGGUUUCGAUGACGUCAAGAACUAUGAAGCACAACAACCGGAGAGAGUGGUCGUUGGCGGUGGAAGGUGUCAGUGUCACCAAACAAUUACAAAGAAGCAACGUGCGGGAACACCGUCCGAGGAAUCGGAGAUGUCGACGUUGGGAAGUAGAGCAGAGGGUUGUGCUUCUCAAAGUGAAAAGAAGCUCCUGACACUAUUCUUCUGAUGCGGCCUUUUUUUUUUUAUUAUCUUAAUUAUUAUUAUUAUUAUUGGAUGAGUAUCUAUUGAAUAUUACUUCGUUCAAUAUUCCUGGAUACUUAGGAAUAACUCAACCUAUCACUACCUCUGUUUCAUGCUUUUAAAUUUAAUAUAUAUAUAUAUUUUUAAACAUGAUAUUCAGAUUGGUUUUCGGCUGUG